CCCAAACCUUCCAAGGCAAGUUUAGUCUUUUGCGUGUUUUAGCGCAUCAACUCUCGUUUCAUAUCCGAGGUUUUAUAAGAGGAGCUCAACGCGCUCCACUUUUAAUCACAUUAGGAGCCUUUAAUGUUCAAUCCUGUUUUUUUUCUUCCCUACAGUAGCGGUGCAGGAGUGGCCAAAGCCAAAAGCAGCGAUUCAGAUCAGAUUUCACCUAAACCAGCUGGGAGAGACACGAAGAGAGAGAAAGAGAGAGAAAGAGAGAGAGAGAGAGAGCGAGAGCAGAGAGAGAGCGAACAGGGAGAGAGCAGGGAGAGGGUUUGUCAGUAUCCCUCCUCCCAAAUCCAGAAAAGCUUACCAAGGAAAAAGGAGGAGUGUCGGAGCUCAGAGAGACGCAGAGGAAUCCAGAGGAAUUUCCGAGGAUAUUUUCUCUUCUUUUUACCCCUCUUGCUAUUAAAAUUUAAAAGUUGGAGUCGAGGCAGCAGGGACCGUGGUCAAGGAUGGACGAUCAGACUCGGUUGAUGCACUCCCACGGGGUAGGCAUGGCCGGACACCCCGGCCUGGCGCAGCAUAUGCAGGAUGGCACGACGGGGACGGACGGAGAGGGAAGAAAGCAAGACAUCGGAGACAUAUUACAGCAAAUAAUGACCAUCACAGACCAAAGCUUAGACGAAGCACAGGCGAGGAAACAUGCACUGAACUGCCACAGAAUGAAACCUGCUCUCUUCAACGUCUUGUGUGAAAUAAAGGAGAAAACAGUGCUCAGUAUCCGUGGCGGCCAGGAGGAGGAGCCUCCAGAUCCUCAGCUGAUGCGCCUGGACAACAUGCUGCUGGCGGAGGGCGUGGCCGGGCCGGAGAAAGGCGGCGGGUCGGCGGCAGCAGCAGCCGCCGCGGCAGCCGCUGGCGGCGUCGGAGCAGACAACUCAACAGAACACUCCGACUACCGAGCCAAGCUGUCUCAGAUCAGACAAAUCUACCACACAGAGCUGGAGAAAUAUGAACAGUUGGAAAUCGUCUCGACUGGUGGUGGAUAUGGACAAAACUUAAAAAAAAAUGCGUGCAAUGAGUUCACCACCCAUGUGAUGAACUUGCUGAGGGAGCAGUCUCGCACACGACCCAUCUCGCCCAAAGAGAUUGAGCGCAUGGUCAGCAUCAUCCACCGCAAGUUCAACUCCAUCCAGAUGCAGCUGAAACAGAGCACCUGCGAGGCCGUCAUGAUCCUGCGCUCACGCUUCCUCGACGCCAGACGAAAGAGGAGGAACUUCAACAAACAGGCGACAGAGAUCCUAAACGAGUACUUUUACUCCCACCUCAGUAACCCUUAUCCCAGCGAGGAGGCCAAAGAAGAGCUGGCCAAGAAAUGCAGCAUCACAAUGUCACAGGUAUCAAACUGGUUUGGGAACAAAAGAAUCCGGUACAAGAAAAACAUCGGCAAGUUCCAAGAGGAGGCCAACAUGUACGCAGCGAGGACCGCCGUCAGUGCAACCAAUGUGUCUGCUCAAGGCAGCCAGGCUAACUCCCCAUCCACCCCCAAUUCAGCAGAAGGACUCUCUCUUUCUUUACUAACACAGUAAUAUAAUGAGGCUUUCUCGCUCUUCCCUCUUUUUCCUCCUUUCCUUUGCCGUCUGUCUCUCUCACUCAUGUUCUCCGUUUCUCCCUCCCUCUCUCUCUCCGUCUCUGUUAUUGACCUCUUGGUCUUGUGGACGUUAAUUUUUCCUGCCUCUUGUCCGGUUGACCCUGUGCAUGCCAUUAAGCUGCUCAGAGGGCAAGCGGAGUCUUUUGUCAUAUAGAGACUUCGCAACUGUAUUGGAUUAGGACCGGGUGUUGAAAUCAAGUUACGCGAUGGUCUCUUUACAUCUGGGGAGCUGGGGUCCAUUAAAGGACGAAGACAAUUCUUUGGGUCUUCCUGCGGAUCAAUUAUUACUUCCUUAAUGAAACACUAGCAGCUUGGACAUUUAACAACAAUACAAUCCAUAAGGCUUGUUUUAACUGGACUUAAACAGUUUUAUGAUGAUUUUCUGUCUCAUGGAUCUUGCUGGUUGAUUUUUCCUUGUAGAUUAUGCUUCAGUGAUAUUCUGUAGCAUGUUUGUAGAGAAAGCCUUUUUCAUGAUGCCGGCAGCCCCCACCAACUAACCCACUCAAUGCACUUUUGCUUAAGCAUGAUCAUUUUAACUCCUUUUUCUCUUACUCUUUUCUUCCUUUGUCUCUCUCUUCUCUUUCCUUUGUCCUACCCUCUUGCU
Messenger RNA from Trematomus bernacchii (emerald rockcod), 2234 nucleotides. Its product is annotated as pre-B-cell leukemia transcription factor 1. The transcript is spliced from 8 exons. Gene Ontology annotation, biological process: neuron development; eye development; regulation of transcription by RNA polymerase II. Gene Ontology annotation, molecular function: DNA-binding transcription factor activity, RNA polymerase II-specific; RNA polymerase II cis-regulatory region sequence-specific DNA binding. Lineage: Eukaryota; Metazoa; Chordata; Actinopteri; Perciformes; Nototheniidae. Bases 495 to 1568 code for a protein of 357 amino acids. The record is from RefSeq and is a predicted model, not a curated record. Gene Ontology annotation, cellular component: nucleus.